AUGGCUACCCAAGGUUCUGACAGCUUUUCCGACUUCGAUUUCUCCUUCUCGGAGUUUACUGAACAAGACCUCGCGAAGCUUGACGCAGCCAUCAAGCCUCUAGUCGAACCUCGCCCAAUCCCAGACGAACCGCCCGCAGUCGCCGACGCGUCCUUCCAGUCAGAGAUAUGCGGCCUCAAUCUGAACGUCCUGACAGAAGAAGAGCUGGCCAAGUUAGACGCGGCGACUGAAGAGCCUGUCAUCCUUGAAGUACGCGAAGCCGACGCGUUGACGGACGCGUCGUUCCAGUCGGACGUGGGUGGAAUCAACUUCAACACGAUGAGCGCAGAGGACCUGGCGAGACUUGACGAGGCGGUGCCGCAGAAUGCUGCAGGUGGACCUGCGAUCCAAAUUCAACUAGAGGAGGAAAGGCCCUCAGCAGCAGACGACCAAGUCUCGGGCGCUCCCCCGACCACCAAGUCGCCUUAUCAGGAGUUCCGCGCCUGGAACCACCAUUUCUCCGUGACUGACCUUGUCAGCCCAGCUUGGUGUGAAGCGCAGUAUGACUAUGGCCUACGAGGAAGACGAAGUCGCCCAACAGAUCAGAGGCCUAAAAGCUUUACUUCUGCUUCUGGGAAGACGAUAAAGGUCGAGCAGAAACUCUCGGAGAGCAAUUAUAUUGCGACGAAACAGGGUUUAGCAGUUCACAGGGAACUCGAGCGAGAGAUGAACUUCAAUGAACUCGAGAUCGAGAUUGAAACGGAGGAAUCAAUGUGGGCGUUACGCCUCUUCAAUAUGAUCGCCUGCUUCCAGAGUAUAUCAGGCGGUAUUGUUCGCGAAGUGCCAGUUCUUGGGAUAAUCCAUAACGAAGUUGUCGUUGGUAUCGUGGAUGAAAUUAUCAAGGUUGAGGCAACUUCUCAUGAGCCCAAGAACAAACGGGUUUCAGAGACAAGUCCCAAUCAUUCUUCUAAACGGGCACGACACGACCCGCCUUCAUCUCAGAUGCGGAUAGAGCCUUUCUUUCCCAGUCCCAAGAAAAGCAACACGCCUUCGACCCAUAACGGACCUCGCUAUGGCUUGUACAUCAAGGACAAUAAAACAAGAGCAAAAAGAAAAAUUCCAUUGGACCAAGACACACUCUCAGGGCGUUUGCAGCUAAUGAUCUACCGAAGGCUACUCUCACAGCUGUUGUCGACCGAUCCACCAUACGAUUUCAAUCCUAUCUGGAAGAAGCUAGAACUUGACCCAGAGGAGGUCUUUCCGACGAAGUUCCUCGUCCAGUCCCGUCUAAUCGAGUCGAACGACGGUUUUAAGACUGCUUGCCUGAAUGAUCUGGUUGACAUGUGGCACAGGCAGGUCAAAGAGGCUGACCUUGCUGGAGUAAGCAUGCAGCUGGAGUUGGUGUACCGCCUUCGACCUUCGCACGAUGAAAAGGGGAAGGGCAAGCAAGUUGCCUCAUCCGAAUCGACGCGGAGCAUAAAUCAAGAGGAGGAAGACUUAGCCAGAGCUAUUGCCGCCAGCUUGGAAGAUGCAUGUGCAGCUGAGGUCCCCGUAGCCGGGCCUUCUAUUCGAGAUGGGGCCACGAUCGAAACCCUGGCGGCAGCUUCAGGAUUGGUUGGCCAAUCAUCGGACAAAGAGGAUAGGGACCUACAGCGGGCACUGGAACAAUCCUUGUUGGAGCAGUCUGGCGCCAGCGGUGUGGAAACACCUGUGGAUGGUGGUUCCACUCCUACGGUUUCUAGCAAGGACAAGGGCAAGGCAAAGGAACAACCGUCUGAGCCAGAACCCGAAGGGAUGAUGCGUUUCCCUAUUAUUGGCACGAAGGCCUUCUUUCACAACGACGCCAUGCUGGAUGCACACCUAGACCACGUCUUGAAGUGGUGGCAUGGUGAACGUAAGCCGGAGGGAGUGCCCGUAGAAUACACGUACAGAUGCAGGUGGUGUGAAUACGCUAACGAUUGCGAAUGGCGCGCGGAGAAAGCUUUGGAAAUCAGCCAGAAGGCCAAAGAACGGAAAAACUCUCGGACAUAG
Molecule: messenger RNA, 2010 nt
Organism: Cyclocybe aegerita
Lineage: Eukaryota; Fungi; Basidiomycota; Agaricomycetes; Agaricales; Hemipholiotaceae
Source: the annotation of a GenBank genome assembly